AUGAAGAACGGAGCAAACUUCCUCCUCUCACGAGCCAGAAGUGUACACCAUCCCUUGGAUACAUACAAUUCAAGCAACAAAAUGCCAAGCAACGAAGCCUCCCUCACAUGUUAUUCACGAAGCCGCAUACCAGAAGAUCACAAUGAGGACUCUCUCGUCUCAUUAUUCAUUGCAGCAUCUGUCCAAUCUUCCGCAAGUCCACCGCAAGCGGUUUCAUUGCCUUUCUCUUCUUUUUCUUUUCCUUCUGGCAGCCAAGGCAACCAAACAACAAGUGUCUUGGAGCUUCUUUCGGAGGUCGCCAAUCUAAUUGAAGAAGGAGACUCUCGUGGGAUCGAUGGCCCCUUCCAACUCGUCACCAAUGAGGCUCUUUCUUCUUCCCACGGAAAACAAGAACAGUAA
Cylindrotheca closterium is the source of this 399-nucleotide messenger RNA. The record is from the annotation of a GenBank genome assembly. NCBI's taxonomy places the organism in Eukaryota, Bacillariophyta, Bacillariophyceae, Bacillariales, Bacillariaceae.